CCAUCUUCUUUCAAAUCCCCCUUAAAUACCAACGUCUCUCUCCUCCUCCUACAAUCAAUCACUACCUCCUCUCUCUCCAGAAUUCAUUCUCUCUCUCUCUAGAAAUCAUUCAUAGAUGAAAUGAAAAAGAAAGACCCAGUUGCUGCUAAUGUCCAACAGGGUGACCCAACACCACAGCAACCACCUGUUAAUAUUGUACUAGUACCACCAGACCCCCUUUCUUUAGCCUCUGAAUUAUCUCAUCAACUACCCAACCAACACCAACUACCAAUAACUGCCAAUAUCACCACCGCCACCUCUCCUUCAUCUUCUUCUUCCUCUCCUUCUUCAAGUGGUGGUGGUGCUGCUUUUGCUGGUUCUGGUGGUGUUGGUGGAUUAACUACUACUCAUCGUCAUAAACCGAUAAUAACCACUGGAAAACAUCCGGUUUACCGUGGAAUACGAUGUCGGAGUGGAAAAUGGGUAUCGGAGAUACGUGAACCACGCAAGACUACACGGAUUUGGCUUGGUACAUUUCAAACACCGGAGAUGGCGGCUAUUGCAUACGAUGUGGCUGCAUUAGCUCUAAAAGGUAUAAAUGAUGCUGUUUUAAACUUCCCUGAUUCUGUAUCAUCUUAUCCAAAACCAGCUUCGUCUUCGCCCAACGAUAUACGUGCAGCCGCUACUGCUGCUGCUUCAGCUGCUUCUUCUUCUUCAGCGGCCUUGAGCGGCCAUGAGAAGAUGCCAACAUCACAGAGUACUACUAGUCAAGACGAUAUCAACAAAGGCGGCUUAAAUGAUGAGGUAAAGAAUGAUGAUGGCGCUGGCUCAUCUGUUAAUACGUUAAAUGAUGGAGAUGAUAGAAAUGAUAAUGAAUUCAUGAUAGACGAAGAAGAGAUUUUCAAUAUGCCGAAACUACUACUGAAUAUGGCUGAAGGAAUGCUUGUAAGUCCACCGAGGAUAAUCUCGCCGCCAUCUCACGACUCACCGGAGAACUCAGACGGUGAAAGUUUAUGGAAUUACUGAUCAUAAAUAUACUUACAUAACAAAGAUUAAGCUAGUUAUAUAUAUAUAUAUUACUACUUGAUCAUAAUCAUCAUGAAAUCCACUCCUCCUGCCGGAAUUAGAAUAUAUACCAAAAAGAGGAAAGAAAUAAUCAUAAGUAUUAAUUUUCAUUAAAAGUACUAUAGUUUUCCCUACUUAGUCAUAUAUUUAUGAGUUAAUAGUGAUGAUCAGUACGUACGUAUGACUGACAUUUGGUUAAAGAAUGUAGGGCUGAUUUACUGACCUUGCUUGUUUGUUGGGUUUUCGAUCGUGAAUUUAGUGAUGAAGAAUGUGAACGGGAAUUUGCAAUAUACUAUCAUCAUGUAUCAUGGUCGCCACUACGUACCUAAUUUAUCUCUGUAAACAUUUUAGCCUAUUUGGCUCAUUUAGUUGUGGAGCAAUUAAUAUCUGAAACCAAAGAACUUUAAACG
Messenger RNA from Papaver somniferum (opium poppy), 1454 nucleotides. Its product is annotated as ethylene-responsive transcription factor ERF027-like. Bases 121 to 1005 code for a protein of 294 amino acids. The transcript has a single exon. The record is from RefSeq and is a predicted model, not a curated record. Gene Ontology annotation, molecular function: DNA binding; DNA-binding transcription factor activity. Gene Ontology annotation, biological process: regulation of DNA-templated transcription. NCBI's taxonomy places the organism in Eukaryota, Viridiplantae, Streptophyta, Magnoliopsida, Ranunculales, Papaveraceae.